This is a messenger RNA of Uloborus diversus, 3084 nucleotides long. RefSeq names its product NFX1-type zinc finger-containing protein 1-like. The record is from RefSeq and is a predicted model, not a curated record. NCBI's taxonomy places the organism in Eukaryota, Metazoa, Arthropoda, Arachnida, Araneae, Uloboridae. The transcript has 2 exons. Gene Ontology annotation, molecular function: helicase activity. Gene Ontology annotation, biological process: regulatory ncRNA-mediated heterochromatin formation. The coding region runs from base 1 to 3084 and encodes 1027 amino acids. Gene Ontology annotation, cellular component: nuclear RNA-directed RNA polymerase complex.
AUGCAGGAGUUUAAAGAUUUGCUUUCUGAUGUUAAAGAACAAAAUAAUAAUGUUGUUGAAUUAUUCAAUAAAAACAACUGUCAAGAAGGAGUAGUGCUUCAAGAGCCACCUGAUAAUUUUCGCUGUUUGUCAGUAAUACCUACUGUUAAUGACAUAAAAGAGAUGAAUGUGUUUAUUAGACCAAAUAUAGUUGAAGGAAAAUAUGCAAAUACAGAGCAUUAUUUAGAUGUGCAGUUUCGUCUGCUUCGAGAAGAUUACAUGCGACCUUUGAGACUUGGUAUUCAGCAAUAUUUAUACCUGUUAGCUGCUGGGCAGUUAAAUCUAAAAAAUCUCAAACAAAUCCAAGACAUGAAGUUUUACCAAGAUUUCAAGGUGUUAUAUCCUAUUUUUGAUAAAAAUGGCAUAUUUUAUUUAGCUAGUUUUGAUAUCUCUCUUUUUUCACAUGUUAAUUGGGAAUGUACUAAGAGAUUUAUGACUGGCUCUCUUAUUUGCUUCUCUAAUGAUAAUUUUGAUUCCAUAGUUUUUGCUUCUAUUGCACAAAGGGAUGCAAAACUUUUAAAGCAGGGAAUGUUAAUAAUUAAGCUCGAAGAGUCUUCAAGUGAAGGUUUGAUCUGUGGGCUCUCAAAUUCAUGCAUUAUGGUUGAAACAGAAGCAUAUUUUGAGGCAUAUCGCCAUAAUCUUGCUGCUUUGAAACAAAUGAACAAUAAUAAUAUGCCUUUCCAAGAUUACAUAGUUCACGUUGAAAAAGACAUAAAGCAUCCAAGUUACUUAAAUACUCUCACAAGGUAUAACAUGUUUCUCACAAAUGUACCAGUUUUAAUGUCGGAUAAAUGGCCAAGCAAAGAAAAGUUUGGAUUUGAUGACACCCAAUAUGAAGCUUUUAAGGCUGCCAUAACUAAAGAAUUUUCCAUUAUACAAGGUCCACCAGGAACUGGAAAGACUUUCAUUGCUCUGAAAAUUACUGAAAUGUUGCUUCAAAAUAAGUACUGUAUGUCUAGUCGAUCGCCUAUUCUCGUUGUAUGUUAUACUAACCAUGCUCUUGAUCAGUUUUUGGAAGGUAUUCUGAGUUAUACUCAAAAAGUUGGGCGUGUUGGAGGAAGAUGUCAAAAUGAAAAUCUUGAACCUUAUCAGCUGAAAAAUCUUCGUAGUGAAGAAAGAAAGUUUUCAAACACUUCACAACCUGCAAGAAAAGUUAUUGGUAAAACAUAUGCCGAGUUGUGUAGAUAUGUUGAAGCAAUGGAUCAGUAUAGCAACAAGUUUGAUGCAUGUGUGUCAAACAUUUUGCAAGAUGAGCUACUGUUUAAUAUCAUGAGCAAAAAUCACUAUUAUUCUCUAUUUUCUAUUAUUAAUAACAUUGGGAGUUAUGAUGGAAAUUUAAUAAAAGAUUGGCUUGCAAUUCGUUCAAAUGAAGUUAGUCAGAUGAGUCUGCAACAGGAUAAAACAUUUUUUGAUUUACAAAGUGAACUGAAUGCCAGUAUUAAUCUACAAAAUUAUAGUACUGAGGUAAGUACUUCUGAGAGUGGAAAAGAUACUAGAGAUUCAGAAGCUGAUUUUAUUGAAGGUAUAAGGAUGAUUGAUGAUGAUGAUAAUAUUUCUGUUCAAUUAAAAGCACUUCAACUUGAGGAUAAGGAAGAUGUUCCUAAAACCAAGGAAGAAUGGAGGACACAUUCAAGGAAAAAUAAAAAUAAAUUCAUUAGACAAAAACUAAAAUCGACAAAAGCAAUGAUGUGUUCUGAAGCAUGUAAAGUGACCGAUGUAUGGCAACUAACUUUAGAGAAAAGAUGGUCUUUAUACAUGCACUGGGUUGAGUGUUUUAUGAAGCAAAUGAAUCAGGAUAUUGUUGAAACAAAAGAGCACAUUUUGCGGUUACAGGAACGACUUCAAGGAUUCAGAAAUGAAGAAGAUGCUUAUAUCCUUGAACAAUGUGAUAUUAUUGGAAUAACAACUACUGGUGCUGCAAAGUAUAAAAACAUUAUUAAAAAACUUAAACCUCAAAUAGUUAUUUUUGAAGAAGCAGCUGAAGUUCUUGAAGCCCAUAUCGUAACUUCGCUAACAGAACACACAAAGCAUGUCAUACUGAUCGGAGAUCAUCAGCAAUUAAGACCCAAUCCUACUGUUUAUGAACUGGCAAAAAAGUUUAACUUUGAUGUAUCUUUGUUUGAAAGGAUGGUAAAAAAUGGUCUUGAAUGUCAUAAACUUACUUUUCAGCAUAGGAUGAGACCAUCAAUAGCAAGUUUACUUGUACCACAUAUUUAUCCUGAUUUAAAAAAUCAUCAGUCUGUGUUUUCUUACCCCAAUAUAAAAGGAAUGGAUAAAAAUAUGUUUUUCAUAAAUCAUAAUGUUUAUGAGACAGAAAAUACUGAAAUGAAGUCUCAUGCAAAUAAACACGAAGCUAAAUUUAUUUUAGCAUUAGCUACAUAUUUAAUAAAGCAAGGUUAUCAAUCUACACAAAUCACAAUUCUAACAACCUAUUCUGGACAGCUCUUUUUGUUAAAGGAGUUGAGGAAAGAUAAAUUGCUGACAGAUGUUCGAAUAACCAUAGUAGAUAAUUAUCAGGGAGAAGAAAACGACAUCAUUCUUAUUUCUUUUGUUCGUAGCAAUAUCCAUGGUGGAGUUGGUUUUUUGAAAAUAUCAAACAGAGUAUGUGUGGCUUUGUCUCGUGCCAAACAAGGAUUAUAUUGCAUUGGUAAUUUUGAACUAUUGGGGAAUAGUUGUAACUUAUGGAAAGAAAUUCAAGCAAAACUUGUAGUUGGCGAGAAUAUUGGGAAUGCUUUAAAAUUGAACUGUCAACUCCACCCUGAAACAUCUGUGAAAGUAUCAACUGCAGAGGAUUUUAAAAAUGUUCCUGAUGGUGGUUGUUUAAGGCUCUGUGGCAGGAAACUUUUAUGUGGGCAUGUUUGUGCUAAAAAGUGCCACCCCACAGAUUUAGAUCACAUGGAGUACCAAUCUGCAAAGAAAAGUGCUUCAAAGAUCUAUUUUGUGGCCAUAAAUGCUUAUCUACUUGUGGACAAUGUCGAAGUAACCUUUCUUGCAUGGACUGUCAAGCAAAAAUUACUACAAAUGCUACCUGUGGGCAUAAUGUAA